This is a messenger RNA of Lingula anatina, 1550 nucleotides long. RefSeq lists its product as uncharacterized. The record is from RefSeq and is a predicted model, not a curated record. Lineage: Eukaryota; Metazoa; Brachiopoda; Lingulata; Lingulida; Lingulidae.
GCGCGCAGACGACGGGUUUACCGACGAUCAUGGGCGGCGUCUCUCGUCUGCUAAGUUUUGGCAGCUUAUUUUCAUUGCUGAUGAUACUGUCCAGAAUCUCGCAAUGUGAUGCACAAAAUAUUUCAGAGUUUUACUACCGCUAUGACGGUGCCCACAUUUACGGGGGUAGGCCCUACCCUGGGACCUUCCACAACUACAUUGAUUGUAUGCGCGCGUGCCACAACAUGUCUAGUUGCCUAGCAACAGACUGGGACGGCAUCAUUCGGUCGUGUUGGUUCCAUGACGCCGAGACCGCGUGCGGGGUGUUGAUGCCGAGGCCAUCUUCAAUCAGCCUGGGGAAGAAAACGGCGUGUGUUGGUGAUCAGCCCCUACAAUUCUAUUACCGUUACAAUGGCUACCACAUCAAAGGAGGGGAACAGUACCUAGGAACGUUCGACAGCUCUGUGUCCUGCACGCGCUUGUGUGACGGCAUACCUAGUUGCUUGGCAACGGAUUGGAAUCAAAACUCCAAGACGUGCUGGCUCCACACCUCGCUGACCGGAUGUGGGGAACUGAUGCCGAAGCAAAACUGCAUUUCUUUCAUGAAAGAGAGUGCAUGCCCAAACAGGAAUACAACAGCUGAUUCAGUGUUGAUUCUUCAUUGAUUCACAACGUUGAGUUUUUGUUGAACUUAUUAUUGAAAGUGGACAUUUGUGUCAACGUUGAAAAAAUACACUGAAUCAAUGUUGGAAUUCAACAUUGAAUCACAAUAAUCACAAUGUUGUUUGAAUAUUAUAAAUCUCGACGUUGAGUAUAAAUUAAUUUUACAUUGAUUUACAGUUGAUUUAACAUUGACUUAGUGUUAAGACAAACAGCAAUGGAUCUUUAUUUUGUAACUGCAUAAAAGGAAAAAUGAUGCAAAUAAAACUAAAUUUUAAGUAGCCUAUACAUAGUGUACAGCUCAAUAAAAUCUAAUAAGCACUGGGCUUCAGGCCCAUGGAAGUUAAAGGUCACAAAUUGAAAAUGGUUUUAGAUGAAUCCUAUUUUCAAGCAUAACCUGUAAUAAUUAUCAUCAUCAUCGCCCCGAUCCUCCACAUAUCGAAGAUUGUCGGCACACUCCAUGGACCAAGUCCCUGCACUUCUUUCUAUCAACUGCUGUCCUCGUGACCUCUGUUAAACUUUUUUCUUGUCCAUUUUUGUAUGUUGGAUUUCCAUCCAAACCUCAGCCUGCCUCGUUUUGUCUUUAUUGGAACGCGUAGAAAUGUUGAUGUAAACAACUCUAAUUUUCCAAUCGCAGUUGGUGGCCCAGAAAAAAUAAGCUUCCUUUCCUUGAUCUUGUUCAAUAAUUCAUUCGUAAGUCCAAGUUCCGCAAGAACACUGUCGUUCGUUCUCCUUUCCCACCAUGAGAUGCGUAACAUUCUUCGAUAAUUUUACAUUUCAGUUGCAUCUUUUCGUUUUUCCUCCUUUUUGAUUACCCAUCCUUCGAACCCGUACAUGAGCACUGGCCAUAUCAAGGUCUUCACUAUGCAUGGGUUCCCAUACUUAGAUCGAUCCAUCUGGAUCCACCUAAC